UUGAAUGAAGCUAAGACAAAGCUGCUAGAGAUGUUGGAAAAAAAUAACGCUUGGAACCCUUCUCUGGCUGCUGCACUUGGCUCAAAUCAACCAAAUCCAAACACUCAGCACUCCAGCAUGGUUGAGGGCGAAGCUUCUUCCGACGUUCAUGUCCUUUCCGCCCAGGUUCACAUUUCUUUGGCUGGAGAGAAACACAUGAGAAUUUCUUGGGUCACUGAUGAUAAAUCUUUUCCAUCGUUGGUUGAAUAUGGAACGUUCCCUGGGAAGUACACAGAAUCAUCUGAACCAGAGUUUCAGUUUAAGACCCCUCCUUCUAAAUUCCCAUUAACUUUUGCUGUAGUUGGUGAUCUUGGUCAGACUGAUUGGACUGCAUCCACACUAUCGCACAUCAAUGAUUGCCAAUAUGAUUUGCAUUUGCUCCCAGGGGACCUUUCCUAUGCUGAUUAUCUACAACACUUGUGGGAUUCCUUUGGUGAGCUGAUACAACCAUAUGCAAGUGCUAGGUCGUGGAUGGUAACAGAAGGGAACCAUGAGAUGGAGAGUAUUCCAUUUAUUAAAUCUCCAUUCCAGUCAUACAAUGCAAGGUGGAAAAUGACUUAUGCAGAGAGCGGCUCCACUUCAAAUCUCUAUUAUUCUUUUGAAGUUGCAGGUGUCCAUGUGAUUAUGCUUGGCUCUUAUACAGAUUAUGGUGAAUAUUCUGACCAGUAUGCUUGGCUAAAGGCUGAAUUUGAAUGCCCAUAUUGGUUUCCUACUAAAGUGCAGAAGACGGAUGUUGUGAAUGCUGAUUAACUUGAGUACAACGAUCGGGUGGAUGAUUCAGUCUCCAAGCACCAGGUAAUCCGUCUCUUGUUUGCAUAUGAUUCCCGACUGACAUUCCGCCUAUCUGGAACUGGCUCAGAAGGUGCCACAAUUAGGCUCUACUUGAGCAGUAUGUGAAUGAUUCUUCAAGGCUUCGAGGGACUCACAGGAAGCCUCUUCAUGUACUAAUUUGGAAGCCUGCAUUCAAAGUCUUCGAUCCCGGAAUUUUGUUUGCCACCUUACCUCCCUUCUAAUUAGCAAGCCUCGAACGGAGUCGAGCUCUUUUUAUGCAAGGGGAGAAUGAUGUAGGAACAUCAUAGCUUUUAUUGUGCUUAGGGACUAGUUUACCUUCCUUGCUCAAGAGACUUCUAUUUUCCUCUUUAAAUAGGUCCAAUGUAAGGUUUUGAGGAUUAUUGAAUGAUAUUAUACCCAUUAGAAAGCUUUGAAA
Dendrobium catenatum is the source of this 1246-nucleotide messenger RNA. RefSeq names its product purple acid phosphatase 18-like. The record is from RefSeq and is a predicted model, not a curated record. Gene Ontology annotation, molecular function: metal ion binding; acid phosphatase activity. Bases 31 to 789 code for a protein of 252 amino acids. The transcript has a single exon. NCBI's taxonomy places the organism in Eukaryota, Viridiplantae, Streptophyta, Magnoliopsida, Asparagales, Orchidaceae.